AUGAAAUAAGAAUCUUGGGAUGAUUUGCAUUUAUCAAAUGAAAAAUCUAUUACAAAAAUUUUAGAGUUAGGAGAGUAAGUGUUGUUUUCAAGUUUACUCUAUAAAUUUAAUGAGGUGAACAAAAGACAAGAGAGAACAUUACUAAUUACAACCAAUAACUUGUACAAUCUUUCAAAAUUGACAGUGAAAAGAAAAAUUCCAAUAAAAAGAGUUUAUGGAAUAACAAUUGGUUUGAUUGGUACAGAAUUUGUCGUGCACGUGCCAGAAGAAUAUGAUUAUCGAUAUUCAAGUUCUGAAAGAAGAGAUUAAGCAGUCUUAAGCAUUAUAAGGGCUUAUUGUUUAUAAAACAAAGGUAUAUCUCUACCAGUGUUCUACAAAGAUGAACUUACAUUAACUGCAUAUACAACAACAAAAAUAGAUAAAAGAAAAGGAAUAAAUAGGUUGCCAACCACCGGUUCUGAAUUAAUGAAUGAAGAAUAGUUCAGAAAGAGAUUAGAUUCAUAAACAGAAGAACGAUUAUAAACAAGAGCAAAGACUUCAACACUCUAUGCAAAAUAAAAAGGUGAAGCAGUAACAAUUGAUGAUUUUGAUCUAAUAAAAGUUUUGGGAAGAGGUGCUUAUGGAAAAGUGAUGUUGGUUGAAAAGAAAAGCGAUAAAUAAUAUUAUGCUAUGAAAUCAAUCAGAAAAGAGGAUAUUGCUGAUCCUGAGUAAAUAGAACACACAAAAACAGAAAGAUUAGUUUUAGAGCAUGUCAAUCAUCCAUUUUUAGUAAAUUUGAAUUGGGCAUUUUAAACACCUGAAAAGUUAUUUUUUGUUACAUAAUUUAUGAAGGGUGGAGAAUUAUUUUAGCAUCUAAAACAUGUUAAACGAUUUGAUGAAAAUCGAACAAAAUUUUACGUUUCAGAAAUAGUAAAUUCUUACACAUAUUUUAAUAGGUAUUAGCUUUAGAACAUUUACAUUAAAAAAAUAUUAUUUACAGAGAUCUUAAACCAGAAAAUGUUUUAUUAGAUGAAAUUGGUCAUAUUUGUUUAACAGAUUUUGGUAUGGCAAAAAUGUUGAAAAAAAAUGAACUCGCAAAAUCAUUUUGUGGAACUCCUGAAUAUCUAGCUCCCGAAAUACUUCUUGAAAUCGGACAUUCUUAAUCUGCAGAUUGGUGGGCUCUAGGUAUAUUAACAUAUGAAAUGCUCUAUGCACUUCCUCCAUUUUACAAUAAAAAUUAAGAUUUAAUGUUUAAAUAAAUCUAAACUAAAGAUAUUUCAUUUCCUACUACACCAAAUAUUUCUAAUGAAGCUAAAGAUUUUAUGUAUAAAGUAAUGAUUAUUUAUUUGAAUAGUUAACCAUAAAAGAUCCAAAAUAAAGAUUAGGUCAUAGUAAAAUUGAUGAAGUGAAAAAUCAUCCUUGGUUUAAAGGAGUGAAUUGGGAAAAACUGUUAAAAAAAGAAAUAGAUACUCCUUUCAAACCAUAAAUUUAAGGUGAUGCUUGGAUUGAUAAUUUCGAUAAACAGUUUACUGCAGAAGAAGCAAUAAAUUCAUACGCCCCAGAAAAUAAUUUAGUCAAUCAAGAUGAAUUUAGAGAAUUUGACUAUUAUCAAAAAUAACAUUGAAAUGCAGAUAUCAGUAUAAUAGAAUCACUUAUUAAUUAUGAAUUUAUGGUAAAGUAAUUCUAAAGCAGUAGGCCUUAAUUUGUGAUCCCUUUAUAGGCACAAUCUAAUAAAUUAACUUAAUUCUUGAUCUAAAUCUUCAGGAAUGCUUGGUAGAGCAUUAUCAGAAAUAAUUAAAAGUAAAGCACUUAAUGGAUUAUCGAAACCAUGUUCAUGCCAAGGUUUUUUUCCUGUUGCCAUUUCUAACACAGUACAUCCAAAAGACCAAAUAUCGCUUGCUCUACAAU
Molecule: messenger RNA, 1887 nt
Organism: Paramecium sonneborni
Lineage: Eukaryota; Ciliophora; Oligohymenophorea; Peniculida; Parameciidae
Source: the annotation of a GenBank genome assembly